AUGUCGGCCUCUCCCAGUACGGCUGCAAAGCCUGACAAGGGCAAUAUGUCUUCCCGCCUACUUACCAUGAAGUUCAUGCAACGUGCUGCAGCAUCUGCAGCAUCCAAGGAAGCCCAGUCGCCAGGAGCCGAUGAUUCGGCACGCACCCCUAAGCGCCAACGCAAGUCAAUGGAAUACCAAAGCCCUUCGACCCCGCAAUCCGAUCUCGAUGCUAUCGCCGCCGCACUUGCCGCCGAGGAGCAGAAACGCCAGGAGGUCAUUGCGCGACAGGCUGCCGAGGCUGGUGAGACUCAAUGGGUGCUGGACAUCCCUGCAGCGGCUCCUGCCGCCCCCCAGUCCUUCGUUAUGGCGACUGAAUCUAUAGAUGCCGACGACGAUAUCAAUCUUGGAGGUCGUCGGCCAUUUGGCAACUUCAAGCGCAAGGAAAAGACCCCACCUCCCAUGACCGAAGAGGAGGCUGAACUCGAGCAGUUGAAGGUCGAUAAUCCCGCCCGGUACGAAGCUGUCAUGGAAAAGCGAAGGAUCCGUGAAGCUAGAGGUCCUAAGCUGGAUGGGCUUACCAGUAUCUCGGGUGCCGGUGGUCGCCCCAUGCAAUUUGGGGCACCAUCAUCGUCAAAGAAAAAGAAGAAGCGCAAGAGCGGCCAGUAA
Messenger RNA from Penicillium verhagenii, 648 nucleotides. RefSeq lists its product as uncharacterized. The record is from RefSeq and is a predicted model, not a curated record. The coding region runs from base 1 to 648 and encodes 215 amino acids. Lineage: Eukaryota; Fungi; Ascomycota; Eurotiomycetes; Eurotiales; Aspergillaceae. The transcript has 3 exons.